AUGGGUUUCAGGUUCUCUUACGUGUGUGACCUGCUGUCCAGCUUAGAGGGCAAUCGACUUUCCAAGGCAACAAGCGCAGCAAGAGCUCGGAAUCCCGAUUUUUGUACAAUUUCAAGCUGGUGCUUGAAUCAUUCGCAACGUAUACAUGACAAAGGCACCGACUUGCUCGCCCUUUUGUCAUGUCUGUUCCCGGACAAGCGGCCCGAUAGGGUCUAUUGGUUACAACAUGCUUCGCUGGCUCGUAUUAUCGGCAGAUGCUUGUACUUGGGGGCUUCUAGGUUGAAAGAUCUUAGCCGAUGGCAGAUCAGUGGAAGCGGUGACCUUGCUGAAUGCGUUCAGAAUGUAAUGAGUCAAGCGGAGAACCAAAUAGCCCCGGGCCAAGAAGUCACUGUAGAAGAAAUCGAUGCUGCGCUUCAGCAAAUUGCUUCACGAUGUCGAUUCUCCGGCUCAAGGGUGCGAAGAUCUCACGCUGCUGUUGACGUGGACGAGGUUCUGGGAUCCAUUUAUCGGAGACUAAGCAGUCGAGAUGCUAAAUGGUUGACUCGCAUGAUCUUGAAGUCAUACGGCCCUGUUGAACUUCCUGUCAACUAUAUUCUAAAGAGCAUCCAUUUCCUCUUGCCUCAUAUGCUACUUUUUCAAGACUCAUUUGAGGCGGCAGUUGAUCUGUUGAAAUCGCCUACCUUUCAGCUCUUUCCUUCUCGACCACAGCCAGACUUUGCCAAAUUGUUGGGCAACAAAGCACUUGAAAGCUUUGUACCUCGUCUUGGUGUCAAGGUUGGUCGCCCGGAGUAUUACAAGGCUCGGAGCAUCAAACAUUGCUGCAACAUGAUAAAUCGGCGGAGAGUGAGUCUCGAGAGAAAAUACGAUGGAGAGUACUGUCAGAUACACGUGGACAUCACGAAAGGCCAUGAUUGUUUCCAGAUAUUUUCUAAGAGUGGCAAAGACUCGACGUAUGAUAGAAUUGGCAUUCACGAUGCUAUAAAGCAUAGUCUCGGAAUUGGCGAGGCUCACUGCAAAGUCUCUCGUCGUUGCAUUCUGGAAGGCGAAUUGCUCGUUUGGGAUGAUAGAAGUGGGAAAGUCCUUGAAUUCCACAAGCUUAGGAAAUUCGUCACUCGCUCUGGCGUGCUUAUUGGCGCAGAUCUUGAUUCACAACCAAAACCUUACGAGCAUCUAAUGAUCGUCUUCUUUGAUAUACUGUUACUUGACGAUGACGUUUGUCUCAGUAAACCCCAUAGCACCAGACGGCUUUUGUUGAAAGAGACAGUCAAAGUCUUACCUGGGCGUGCCGACAUAUCUGAGCAGGAGAUUGUGGAUUUCUCUCGUCAAGACGGCAGCCGUCUUCUUAGGCUCGCAUUCACGAAGAGUAUUGCUGAAAGGUGGGAGGGUUUGGUGAUUAAAGCCUGCGAUGAGCCCUAUUUUUCUGUCCUAUCGCCAGACAAGGGCGACGGCUACACCCGGUGGAUCAAGCUCAAAAAGGAUUAUAUACCUGGCCUUGGGGAUACUGCUGAUUUUGCAUUGAUUGGCGCUCGCUACGAGUCAAAGGAUGUCCCCUCAUUGUCAAAGAUCUCGGCUCUCUCUUGGACGCAAUUCUUCAUAGGCUGUCUCGACAACAAAGAUGACGUGGUACGACUGCACGCUUCACCUCGCUUCCGUAUUGUUGACAUUAUUGGGUCCCACAGUUUGAGUGUCAAUGACAUGCAAGUGCUCAAUCAAUGGGGCAAAUUCGUCGCCUGCGAUGUCGACUCAAAUACUGCGUACGAGCUACACAGCAUCCACAACUCCUUACCGGCUAUGGAUGUUGUCUUCAAGACCCCCUUCGUAGUAGAGAUGCUAGGCAGCGGGUUUGAUAAACCUGGAAACGCACAGUACUAUGUAUUGCGUUUCCCCCGAGUUUUAAAGAUACACUGGGAUCGCACAUAUGAAGAUGCAAUUUCAUUUUCUGAGCUGCAAGAUCUGGCAGAAAAGGCCCGUUCUGUUCCUGAAGAUGAGUUACAAGAAGAGAAUGCCAUGUGGUAUGAUAAGGUGGAGGCGACGAAUAAGAAGAAUGGAUACAUUGUAGACAGGUCUCAAAGCACUUCAUCCACAAUCACGUCCUGCACUUCUCCAUUGUCCAAAUCAGGCAGCUUGAUCUCACCGGAUUUGACACCGCUCUCUUCAAAAGAGGUUGGGGCCUACGCUCACACCAGACACCUUGAUAAAACCCCGCCUACCAACUCGCUACACACUCUCAAACGCAAGAUAUCCUCAACUCACAGUCAGUCAGAAUUGACUCCUACACCGUUCUCAAAGCGUCUCAGGGUAUCUGUGCUUACCUCAUCUACCAACAUGGAGCAUUCUAUUUCAGAUCUCAGAUUAUAUUCCCAGCAUCUUCGAGUUCGAGGAAGCCCCAUUCCACGGUCAUGGACUACAAGCAUUGGCAGUUCUCGUUCAAAUCCUUCGUCUCGACCUCUCAGCAAGAUGGGGAGUCGUGCUACAAGUCCAUUGAGGGAGAAUCCAAAUGUCUUAUUGCGUGCGCCACCCAACUACGUACAACCGCUUCCAAGCAACUUCGUCAGGUCUGACUUGGGUCAAGACCACUGCCAAAUAUCGUCGACAGCUCCAGCUCCAGCCCCUACGACGCGCUACUGUUCGAUUGAGGAACCUAUAGAGCAGAAUGACCUUUCAGCUUCUAUUUCUACUAACAAUAUACUUCCGCCUCCCCGCCCGCUUCCUACACAUCCCCUGUCUCCACUUGCUACAAUUCCUAUGUACUGUGGCGAGUUCGGCUUCGUGGAGAACCUUUUUCGACAGACGCCCCGCGAGUUCACCUUUUCUGCAUUACACUUUGUACAGUCAUUGGGAUUUCCUUACUAUCGCGGAAUGCUGCGUGCAUCAAAUCCAGCUGCAGCCGAUAGCCAGAUAGCCUUGGGUAUCGUACUCGUCAAUAUCAGGGACCCAGCCAAUACGCUCACUACGCAGCUUUGCAACGUCGGUAAUCAGGUAGUUGCCCAGCUUUGUGAGUUACAUAGCAUUCUUCCGAGUUCUGGCAAGAUUUUCUUUCUCGACAGACGUGUACUCAAUGCUGGAGGCUCAGAUGGAAUUCACAAUGAGCUUUUUCUUUUGAACGACUGGUGGGCACAGUAUGGUAUGCAGUAUUACUACGCUACCAUAUCCUGGAGUCUCGGUAAAGAUGUGGAUCAAUUCCCUCAAAGUGUUGGCGAACCUUUCGGACACGCUGCUCAGUCUGAUUCUCGCAAAGCUACAGGUGUUGUUAGCAGAUUUCAGCCCAGUGACGUCGAGUCCAUCGGGGAAUUUGUCUCCAUCAGGCCCACCGUUCACAUUGAUGGUGACCACUUUUAUGCCCCUUAUACUCUUCCAGAAAAUAUUUGGCAUGAAAACCUGUCUCCUAUCCUGCAACCAGGAUCUCGAAUUGGAACAAUAACUAACGUCAACUCUGAAUGUUCAUCUUCUGCGUUCAUUUGA
Talaromyces atroroseus is the source of this 3462-nucleotide messenger RNA. RefSeq lists its product as hypothetical. Gene Ontology annotation, molecular function: DNA binding; ATP binding; DNA ligase (ATP) activity. Gene Ontology annotation, cellular component: DNA ligase IV complex. The coding region runs from base 1 to 3462 and encodes 1153 amino acids. The transcript is spliced from 2 exons. The record is from RefSeq and is a predicted model, not a curated record. NCBI's taxonomy places the organism in Eukaryota, Fungi, Ascomycota, Eurotiomycetes, Eurotiales, Trichocomaceae. Gene Ontology annotation, biological process: DNA recombination; double-strand break repair via nonhomologous end joining; nucleotide-excision repair, DNA gap filling.